Messenger RNA from Acanthisitta chloris (rifleman), 1419 nucleotides. Its product is annotated as putative N-acetylated-alpha-linked acidic dipeptidase. The coding region runs from base 91 to 1419 and encodes 442 amino acids. Gene Ontology annotation, molecular function: carboxypeptidase activity. The transcript has 13 exons. Lineage: Eukaryota; Metazoa; Chordata; Aves; Passeriformes; Acanthisittidae. The record is from RefSeq and is a predicted model, not a curated record.
UACCGAUUAGACAAAGCCAAUGGUGUAGGUCUCCCAAAAAUUCCAGUUCAUCCUAUUGGCUAUCAUGAUGCUGAGUCAUUACUGCGUAAUAUGGGAGGACAUGCACCACCUGAUAGUAGCUGGAAAGGAAAUUUGAAUGUGUCUUACAAUGUUGGUCCUGGUUUCACAACACAUUAUUCUACAAGAAAGGUGAGAAUGCACAUUCAUAGCAACAAUGAAAUAAGAAGGAUUUACAAUGUGAUUGGUACCAUCAGAGGCACAGUGGAACCAGAUAGAUAUGUCAUCCUGGGAGGCCACCGCGACUCAUGGGUAUUUGGUGGCAUUGAUCCUCAGAGUGGGGCAGCUGUGGUACAUGAGAUUGUGAGGAGCUUUGGAAACCUGAAAAAGAAAGGAUGGAGGCCAACGAGAACAGUGAUAUUUGCAAGCUGGGAUGCAGAGGAAUUUGGCUUGUUUGGAUCAACAGAGUGGGCUGAGGAAAAUGCCAAAGUAUUGCAAGCACGGGGAGUGGCUUAUAUCAAUGCAGAUUCGUCCAUCGAAGGAAACUACACACUACGAGUGGAUUGCACACCACUGAUGUACAGUCUGGUGUACAGUCUGACUAAAGAGAUACCAAGUCCUGAUGAGGGGUUUGAAGGAAAAUCUCUUUAUGAGAGCUGGUAUAAAAAAAAUCCAUCAAGAGAAUAUAAAGAAGUCCCCAGAAUAAAUAAACUGGGUUCUGGCAAUGACUUUGAAGUCUUUUUUCAACGUCUUGGCAUCGCUUCAGGCAGAGCACGUUACAGUAAAAAUUGGAACACAGAAAAAUAUAGCAGCUAUCCAGUUUACCACAGUGUCUAUGAAACCUAUGAAAUUGUGGAGCAGUUUUAUGAUCCCACUUUCAAGAAUCAUCUGACAGUAGCUCAGGUACGGGGAGGGCUAGUGUUCGAAUUGGCCAACUCUGUUGUGCUUCCUUUUGACUGUAGAGAUUAUGCAUCAGCUGUGAGCAACUACGCUCACAUCAUCUAUAAUUUGUCAAGGAAUCAUGAAGAGGAACUGGCAACAUACAAUGUAUCCUUUGAUGCUCUCUUUUCAGCUGUGAAGAAUUUUACAGAAGUUGCUGCUAGCUUUCAUGAGAGACUGCAACAAACAGAUGUCAAUAACCUGCUUGCUGUAAGAUCACUAAAUGAUCAGCUCAUGUUUCUAGAAAGGGCUUUCAUCGAUCCUCUUGGAUUACCUGGCAGGCCAUUCUAUAGACAUAUUAUCUUUGCUCCAAGCAGCCAUAACAAGUAUGCAGGAGAAUCAUUUCCAGGGAUCUAUGAUGCCAUGUUUGAUAUUGAAAGCAAAGCUGAUCAACAUGAAGCCUGGGAAGAAGUGAAAAGGCAGAUUUCCAUUGCAGCUUUCACUGUGCAGGCAGCAGCAGAAACACUGAAGGAAGUAGCAUAA